Fundulus heteroclitus (mummichog) is the source of this 1302-nucleotide messenger RNA. RefSeq names its product G protein pathway suppressor 2 (gene gps2). The transcript has 11 exons. Gene Ontology annotation, cellular component: transcription regulator complex. Gene Ontology annotation, biological process: regulation of transcription by RNA polymerase II. Lineage: Eukaryota; Metazoa; Chordata; Actinopteri; Cyprinodontiformes; Fundulidae. The record is from RefSeq and is a predicted model, not a curated record. The coding region runs from base 178 to 1170 and encodes 330 amino acids. Gene Ontology annotation, molecular function: transcription coregulator activity.
ACUUGGUGCCACCGUAAAAAAUAAACGGAAGAAAAACAAGUAGACUUUUGUUUUUCCGCCUACUGCGGUAGCCUGAUUAAAAACGCUGAAAACAGCUGAUAUAUUUAGGUUCUCGUUAUACGCAUUGCAAACGACAAAAGAAAAACAAACCAGCUGGCCCCUCCACUGCCUGUCACCAUGCCUGCCCUGCUGGAGAGACCCAAGCUGUCCAACGCGAUGGCCAGAGCCCUACAUAAGCAUAUUAUGAGGGAGAGGGAGCGCAAGAGACAAGAGGAAGAGGAGGUGGACAAAAUGAUGGAGCAGAAGCUGAAGGAAGAAGAGGAAAGGAAGAGAACGAAAGAGAUUGAGGAGAGGAUGUCUUUAGAGGAAACCAAAGAACAGGUCAUGAAGAUGGAGGAGAAACUUCAGGGACUCCAAGAAGAGAAACAUCAGCUUUUUUUACAGCUUAAGAAAGUUCUCCACGAGGAGGAAAAGAGACGCAGGAAGGAGCAGAGUGAUAUCACAACGUUGACAUCAGCCAGCUACCAGCCCAGUCUGUCCAUGCACGCAGGACAGCACCUCCUCAGUAUUUCAGGAAGUCCAGUCAGCCACAGUCGGCCCGGCGCUCUGCUCGGAGAACGCAGCAAACAGCUGUUCCCAGCGUCUGUCAUCCCGGCCCGUCAUUAUCAGACCACUGGAUUCAGCUCCGCCUCGGCAGAACACGGACAGUUCAGCGGGAGCCAGGGGGUCCACGAGCCCUAUGGGGUGGCCGCAUCCCAGCACCCCUCCACCUACGCCCCCGGACCCUCUGUACCCGUGAGCUUCGCCAGCAGCUCUCAGAUUAGAGGAGCGUCUGCAUUCCAACCAAUGCAGUACCUCCCUCACCAGCAGACAGGCUACCCUGUUCAUGGCCACUUCCCCUCCCAGACUGGAUUCAUCACCGGAGCGUCGAUACCCCUGCAGAAGCAGCUGGAACACGCCAACCAGCAGUCCGGCUUCACAGACGCAGGUGCUUUGAGGCCCCUGCAUCCGUCCGCCAUGCAUCCUUCUGCUCCGGGUCUGCUGCCCACACCCAUGGUCCAAAUCCCUACUGCAAAGGCUCCGUUUCAGAGCAGCCCACAGGGUGCCCCUCGUCACACCUUCCUCGCCCACAGCCAGAGUGGACAGAGGUUCUACCACCACAGCAAGUAACCUCGGGCGAUCUUCGUCCUUCAUCUUUUACGGCAACUCCACGGCUUUGAGGAGGAUUCUGGAGGCGUCAUCGGGACCCGUGUUGGAUCACUUUGGUUUUAAAAUAAAAACAUAGCUUGAUUUGUGCCAUAA